CGGCGUCAGCCGGGGCGGGAGCGGGGCGCGCUCUGGAGACGAGGCGGCGGCGCCCCGGGUGGGGGGAGGCGGGCGGACAGCUAGAGACCGCCUGCGGCGGCCCCCACCCCGGCCGGGCCCAAGGUGCGGCGGCGGAGGGCAGCCAGGGCGCCCCAGCAGGCUUCCAGUAAUUAUCUUCAGGAAUCGCCAUGACCCCAGCUCUGAAGGAGGCAACAACAAAGGGUAUCUGCUUUUCAUCUUUGCCAAGUACCAUGGAAUCUGACAAGAUGCUGUGCAUGGAAAAUCCAAGAACUGUAGAUGAAAAGCUUAAGGGAGGAGACACUUUCUCUCAGAUGCUGGGAUUCCCGACUCCUGAACCUACUCUAAAUACUAAUUUUGUGAAUUUAAAACAUUUUGCCUCCCCCCAGGCUUCAAAACAUUUUCAGACCGUUCUUUUAAUGAGUUCUAAUUCAACACUAAGUAAGUAUAAUGAGAAUUAUAACCAAAAGAAAGUAAUGGAGUCCAACUGCUGUAAGCUGAAAAAUGUACUGUAUAAUGGCAGCAGCGUUCAGCUCAGUGAGGUCUGCCAUUCUCAUUCUGAGAAUGAGUUCAUCAAAAAGGAACUCUCAGAUACCACAAGCCAGUGCAUGAAAGACAUACAAAUUGUUUUGGAUUCAAAUCUCACCAAAGAUGCCAAUGUAGAUAAAAUACAUCUGCAAAACUGUAAAUGGUACCAAAAGAAUGCACUCUUGGAUAAAUUCACCGACACAAAGAUUAAAAAGGGCUUAUUGCAAUGUACUCAAAAGAAAAUCGGACCUAGUCAUUCCGAUGUGCCUAUUAGUUCCUCAGCUGCUGAAAAAGAGGAGGAAGUGAAUGCUCGUUUACUUCACUGUGUGAGUAAGCAGAAACUCUUACUUAGCCAGGCUAGAAGAACUCAGAAGCACUUGCAGAUGCUCCUGGCGAAGCAUGUUGUUAAGCACUAUGGCCAACAGAUGAGAUUUUCUAUGAAACAUCAGCUGCCCACAAUGAAGAUCUUUCAUGAACCCACAACAGUUUUGGGUAAUAGUUUACUUGAGCACACUGAAAUUAAACCAGAUGUCAACAUACUGGCUUCAGAGAAUAAAUUAUGGGAUGAUACAAACAAUGGCUUUUCUCAAUGUACAGCUGCAGAAAUCCAAAGAUUUGCACUGUCUGCUACAGGGCUGUUGUCUCAUGUCGAAGAGGGUCUGGAUUCUGAUGCCACCGAUAGCAGCUCAGAUGACGAGUUGGAUGAAUAUACCAUUAGGAAAAAUGUGGCAGUUAACUCUAGUACUGAAUGGAAGUGGCUUGUAGACAGAGCACGAGUUGGCAGCCGAUGGACCUGGCUUCAAGCUCAGAUUUCAGAGCUAGAAUACAAAAUCCAGCAACUAACAGAUAUCCACAGACAGAUUCGUGCCUCCAAGGGGAUAGUGAUCUUAGAAGAAUGUCAGCUUCCAAAAGACAUUUUGAAAAAACAAAUACAUUUUUCAAACCAAGCAGUUUCAUUAAACACUUCAGUGAAUUCUCAGGUUCCCCAAAGGAGUGAAGAGCCUUUACCAGAGCACGAUUUUGAGAUGUCACCAAGCAGCCCUACCCUACUUCUUCGAAACAUAGAGAAACAGAGUGCACAGUUGACUGAGAUCAUUAACAGUUUGAUUGCCCCUCUCAACUUGUCUCCAACUUCAUCACCCCUCUCCUCUAAGUCCUAUAGCCACAAAUGUCUGGCUAAUGGCAUUUCAAGGAGUGCUUCAGAGAAUUUAGAUGAGCUCUCUUCCUCCAGUAGCUGGUUACUUAAUCAGAAGCACAGUAAGAAAAGGAGAAAAGACAGGACAAGAUUGAAAUCUCCAUCCUUGGCUAUCAUGAGUACAGCUGCCCGAACAAGGCCCCUUCAAAGUUUCCAUAAAAGAAAACUCUACAGAUUGAGUCCCAAUUUUUACUGGACUCCUCAGACUUUACCUUCAAAAGAAGCAUUUUUAAAUACCACACAGAUGCCUUAUAUGGGAUCACCACCUUUAAGUUGGGGCAACUGGGAACAGAGUUCCAAGUCUCAGCUAUUAAGAGAACAUGUUUCAAAACUAGAUUCCUCUUUUCAUCCGGUCUUGUCAUUACCAUCAGAAAUGCCCCUUCAUCUUCAUUUUGAGACCUUAUUGAAGAAGACCGACAUAAAAGGAGAGCUUGCUGAUAAUAAAUUUGUAAGCAACUGUAUCAUAUCACCACCACCUGGUACGUCAUUUACAAAUCAUGUGCAUUUGUACGUGUUUUUACAUCAUCUACAAUUUUUUUUAUUUUAAGUAAAUAAAAUUUAACAAAAGACUAAAUGCAAAUCCUUAAUUUUUAAUACUUUUUCCAUAAGUCACACACAUACACUGAGAAACGUGGAUUG
Molecule: messenger RNA, 2380 nt
Organism: Psammomys obesus (fat sand rat)
Lineage: Eukaryota; Metazoa; Chordata; Mammalia; Rodentia; Muridae
Gene: Kansl1l
Product: KAT8 regulatory NSL complex subunit 1 like
Exons: 8
Coding region: 189-2288 (699 amino acids)
Cellular component (GO): NSL complex
Molecular function (GO): histone acetyltransferase binding
Source: RefSeq, a predicted model, not a curated record